Messenger RNA from Tetrahymena thermophila SB210, 1416 nucleotides. RefSeq names its product phospholipase D domain protein. The record is from RefSeq and is a predicted model, not a curated record. Lineage: Eukaryota; Ciliophora; Oligohymenophorea; Hymenostomatida; Tetrahymenidae. The transcript is spliced from 5 exons. Gene Ontology annotation, molecular function: catalytic activity.
AUGAGUUAAGAUAUAAAUUUAGAUUUCUUAAAUAGUGAUUUUCAUAAAAGCGCCAAAAAUAUAUUUUAAAAGUUUUAUAAGAAUGAAUAUAAAAUGGAAGAUGUGCUAUUUCCUAAAUCUGAAAUGGUACUAGAAGGUGAUGAAUUUUUCAAAAAAAUAUGGUAUGAAAUAGAUUAAGCUAAGACCUAUGUGUGGAUGCUAACAUAUGCAUUUAAUAACUCUGAAACAGCUAAUACUACUUUCUUAAAAAUGAUUGAAGCUUGUAAAAGAGGAUGUAACGUUGUCUUAUUUGUUGAUGAUUUAUAAAAUCACGUUAAUAAAUAAUUACUCUCUGAGUUUGAAAAGUAUGGAGGUCUAUUUAAAAGUUUGAAUCCUACUUAUAGACAUAUGUAUAAAAAUAUUCCUAGUUAAGAAUUUUUCCGUCGUCACCAUGAGAAAAUCUUGGUUAUUGAUAAUUAUGCUUGCAUUGGUAGUGCUAAUAUUGAGGAUUGUUAUGGAGGAUAUAAAUACGGUACUCAUGAAUUUUAUGACAUUAAUUACAUGUCUAAGAAUAUGAAUCUUAGUAGAUUUAGAAAUCACAUUAGCCAAACAGCUGAUUUAUAUGGAUUAUAAUUAAACAAAUAUAAUUAAUCGAAUAUUGAAACAUGUUAGAUAUUAGAAAAACUUUAUCCUGAUAGUGACUAUGUUGAUUUCUAAACUCUGGUCAGAAAGAAUCAUCAGCCUAAUGUUAAAGAUUGUUAAAAUGAAGUUAUCAAAUAAAUAAAUUCAGCUCAAGAUAAUAUAGUGAUGAUUCAGCCUUAUUAUUAUCCCAUGAAAGAAUUCGAUGAUAUUCUUAUUAAGGCUUUAAAGAGAGGAGUUAAAGUAGAGCUAAUCACAUCAUAAAAUAGAGAUUAGCCAGCAUAUGCAAAACUUAGUAAUAAAAAUUUAAUGAAAAAUCUAAUAGAGCAUGGCUGCAAAGUAUAUGAAAUUACAGAUAGAUUAUUACACAUGAAGACAUACAUGGUAGAUAACAAGCAUUUCACAGUCGGAUCAUUUAAUAAUGAUAGGUGGAGUUGGAGAGUCAACAAUGAAAUGAAUUUGUUCAUUUUUAAUAGCGAAAAAGAAUCUCAAAAGAUGCAAUAAAUUAUAGAUCACGUAAAAGCAGAAAGCGUAGAAUUAGAAAAGAGCAAGAAGAUUCCAGGAAUAGUUAGAUAAUUUAAGAGUAAGUUUUGGGAGCUGUUUUUGUAUUUAAGUGAAACAAUAAUGAGUAAAAACAAAAGAUUAGGAGAUGGUCCUAAAUACAAUUUAUAUGAUUACAGAAGUUUUCCAGAUAUAAAUAUAGAUUAUUGGUAGUCGUUCCGUAAUCCAGACUUUAAAACAAAUAACCCUUUCAGAAAAUAUUAUAAGCCAUUUGAUGAAGAUUCAAAUAGCAUUUGA